UGAAGAAUUGGAUGAAUGUUUCUCUGGGGAGACGUGGGGUCAAAACCCUUUAGUUCCAAGGGACAAGGAGCUCUGAGUCUGGGCUCCUGGGUGCCUGUGAAGGGCUCCGGGUGGCAGGAGCUCCCAGUUCUUGGCGCCAUGAGCACCACCGCUGGCCCAGAAGCUUCCCCAAAACGGAGUGCCAAGUCUAUCUAUGAACAGAGGAAGCGUUACUCCACUGAGGUUAUGGCCGACGUUUCCCACUAUCCAGUCAAUCACCUGGUGACCUUCUGCCUGGGUGAGGAGGAUGGUGUGCACACAGUGGAGGACGCCGCCCGCAAGCUGGCCCUCAUGGACAGCCAAGGCCGCGUCUGGGCCCAGGACAUGCUGUUGCAAGUGUCUCCCAAACACGUGGCACUGCUGGACCCGGUCUCCAAGGAGGAGCUGGAGUCGUACCCGCUGAGCGCCAUCGUGCGCUGCGACACGGUGACACCGCCGGGCCAGAGCUGCUCACUGCUGCUGCUGGUGUGUCAGGAGCCCGAGCGCACGCAGCCCGACGUGCACUUCUUCCAGGGCCUGCGUCUGGGGGCGGAGUUGAUCCGAGAGGACAUCCAGGGGGCUCUGCUCAACUACCGCUCCGGCCGCGGGGAGCUCAGGGCGGCUGCGCUCAGGGCCACGCGAAAGGAGCUGCAGCGCCACCCCUCGCCCGCCGCCGAGACCGCACCCCUGCAGCACCGCCCUUCGGUCCGCGCCGCGAUCAGCACGGUGGAGCCGGCCGCGGGCCGCGGGCGACCCCAGGCGGAGCCCAUCCCAGAGGCGCAAGAGAAGCGAAGGCCCGGCCGGGCGGAGGUCUGCAGCAGCGCCGACCCAGCCUCUCGGGACCUGGACCCCCGCGGCCCGGACCUGGCCAGUCUGCAGGCGGAGCGGGAGGUGGACAUCCUGAACCACGUGUUCGACGACGUGGAGAGCUUCAUAUUGAGGCUGCAGAAGUCCGCCGAGGCGACCCGAGUGCUGGAGCACCGAGAGCGCAGCCGCAGGACCCGGCACCGGGAGGCCGGGGAGGGCCUCCUGACGCUGCGGGCUAAGCAGCCCUCAGAGGCCGAGUACACCGACGUGCUUCAGAAAAUCAAGUACGCCUUCAGCCUGCUGGCCCGGCUGCGCGGCAACAUCGCCAACCCGUCCUCCGCGGAGCUGCUGCACUCCCUGUUCGCACCCCUGCAGAUGAUUGUGGACACCUCGGGCGGCCCCCAGUUGGCGAGCGGCGUGCGGCGGCCGCAUCUGACUUCCGAGGCUGUGGCGCUGCUGCGGGACAACGUCACCCAACGUGAAAACACGCUCUGGACCUCGCUGGGGGAUGCCUGGACCCGCCCUGGGAUGGAGCUGCCCCUAGAGGAGGGACCUCCAUACAGACCUGAGUUCUACAGCGGCUGGGAGCCCUCAGCCAUGGACCCACAGGGCUGCGCCUGGGAGGACCCAGUAGAGAAGCAACUACAGCAUGAGCGGCGGCGCUGGCAGCAAAGCGCUCCCCAGGUCGCUGUCAAUGGUCACCAAGACCAGGAACCAGAAGCUGAGCCCCCGGGGCCAGAGCCGGCGGGAAAGUGGGUCCUAAGUAAUUAUGACUUCCAGGCGCGCAACAGCAGCGAGCUGCCCGUCAAGCAGUGGGACAUACUAGAGGUCCUGGAUGACCAGCGCAAGUGGUGGAAGGUUCGGGACCAGCGGGGGCAGGAGGGAUAUGUACCCUAUAAUAUCCUGACACCCCACCCGGGGCCGCAGGGCGGCCGCAGCCUGGAGAAUAGCACUCCCUUUCCCCCUCCACCACCAAUGUCAGCCCCGGCUCCGACUCCCCCUCCCCCACCUGCGCCAGUCCUGGCUCCGGCUCCCCCUCCCCUACCAGCGCCGGCCCUGGCCCCGGCUCCCCGACCCCGACCACCGCAGACCCAGGCUCCGGCUCCGGCUCGGUCUCCCUGGGACAGCUGCGAAAGCCUCAACAACUCGGACUCUGGCAAGAAGGAGAAGUUCUCCCAGAUGCUCAGUAUCAACGAGGAGCUGCAGGCACGCCUGGCCCAGGGCCUCACGGGCCCCAUCCGCGCAGCCCCUGGGCCCCGCACCCCGGAGCCGCAGCUUAGCCCGCGCUCCAGCGCCUCAGAGGUCCGCGCCUGGCUGCAGGCCAAGGGCUUUAGUUCAGGGACCGUGGCCGCGGUGGGCGCGCUGACAGGCGCGCAGCUGUUCUCGCUGCAGAAGGAGAAGUUCCGGGCGCUGAGCCCCGAGGAGGGGGCGCGCGUGUACAGCCAGGUCACGGUGCGGCGCUCGCUGCUGGAGGACGAAGAAAAAGUAUCAGAGCUGGAGGCGGUGAUGAAGAAGCAGAAGAAGAGGAUGGAAGAGGAGGUGGGAACGGAAGUCAUUUGAUCCUUACUCGCCCCUCCGCUAAAAGUUUCGAGGCAGCCCCGCGAGAGAACGGACUCUGCAGACUGUCCCCACCCAUGGAAGUAGAUCCCUCCGGGGAUCGCCGACCUGUUCCAGCCGCGGUCUUACCCCGUCCUUGCUGGAGUCUCCUGAGGGAGCGCUUGGAGUGGCCCAGAGCGGGCAUAGACAAUUUAGGGGAAGCCCUGUGCAAUGUGGUAAUGCUGCCCGGUCUAUAAACAGCCUCCUCUCAGUAGGUGGUGUCAACUUCUGUCCCUUCUCCAACCGGGUACCAGCGGCCAGGAAUCUGCCUCUCACCCCAGCUACAGCCUCCCAGAAAAGGAAUACAGGAGAUGUCCCCACUCUCUUUG
Molecule: messenger RNA, 2750 nt
Organism: Hippopotamus amphibius kiboko
Lineage: Eukaryota; Metazoa; Chordata; Mammalia; Artiodactyla; Hippopotamidae
Gene: EPS8L1
Product: EPS8 like 1
Exons: 20
Coding region: 16-2385 (789 amino acids)
Biological process (GO): positive regulation of ruffle assembly; Rho protein signal transduction; regulation of Rho protein signal transduction
Cellular component (GO): plasma membrane; vesicle; ruffle membrane
Molecular function (GO): actin binding
Source: RefSeq, a predicted model, not a curated record